Lachnellula hyalina is the source of this 2898-nucleotide messenger RNA. It is a transcript of the gene SPBC3D6.12, whose product is annotated as putative WD repeat-containing protein. The record is from RefSeq and is a predicted model, not a curated record. Gene Ontology annotation, biological process: maturation of SSU-rRNA. Bases 1 to 2898 code for a protein of 965 amino acids. Gene Ontology annotation, molecular function: snoRNA binding; protein binding. The transcript has 2 exons. NCBI's taxonomy places the organism in Eukaryota, Fungi, Ascomycota, Leotiomycetes, Helotiales, Lachnaceae. Gene Ontology annotation, cellular component: small-subunit processome; Pwp2p-containing subcomplex of 90S preribosome.
AUGGUGAAAUCUUACCUAAAAUACGAGCACUCGAAAACCUUCGGACUCGUCAGUUCAAGCACCUCUAAUGUGGUCUGGUCUGCCGAUGCGACAAACUCAUCGCGGAGUACUGGAUCAGGACGAGCUGUUGUCGCCGCGAACGAAGAAGUCCUAUGCUGGGAUAUACGGAAGGGAGAGUUGCUAGGUCGAUGGCGGGACAGCGAUUGUAAAUCCCAAGUCACAGCUCUUGCGCAGAGCAAGUCAGACCCGGACGUUUACGCCGUGGGCUACGAAGAUGGCAGUAUACGGCUUUGGGACUCCAAAAUUGCUACUAUUGUAGUCAGUUUUAACGGCCAUCGAUCUGCUAUUACUAUCCUUUCCUUCGACAAGUCCGGCGUCAGGCUCGCGAGUGGGUCCAAGGAUACAGAUGUGAUAAUAUGGGAUUUGGUUGCAGAAGUUGGCCAAUACAAAUUAAGAGGCCAUAAGGAUCAGAUAACGGGCCUAGAAUUCAUCCAACCCGAAGCACAAGAAAAUAUUGAGGACGACGCAGAGAAUGUUGUUUCCCUCCCCAGAAAUUCCGAAGAUAGUGAGGGAUUCCUCCUCACGACUGGGAAAGAUGCUCUUAUAAAGUUGUGGGAUCUUACAUCUCAGCAUUGUAUAGAGACGCACGUGGCCCAGACGAAUGGAGAAUGUUGGUCUCUCGGUGUUUCGCCUGACCGCAGUGGAUGUAUCACGGCUGGGAAUGACGGGGAAUUAAAUGUUUGGUCAAUUGAUACCCUCGGGCUUUCGAAGCUAUCGGAUGAGGUAGAUGCUGCUACUGGAAAUCGAUACCUUCACAACAGAGGGUUAUUGCACCGUCAAGGUAAGGAUAAGACCAUUGAAGUGAGUUUUCAUCCUCGGGAAGAUUACUUUGCUGUCCAUGGGUCAGAAAGAGCAAUCGAAAUCUGGAGGAUCCGGUCAGGAGACGAGGUGAGGAAGAGCUUGGCACGGAAACGCAAGAGAAGACGAGAGAAACUCGGUUCGGCGGCGGGAAAGUCGGAUAUUGAGGCAGAGGUCGAUGAGGAUAUUUCAGCCGCUGAGAUCACCGACGUCUUUAUUCCCUACGUUAUAGUGAGGACUGGUGGUAAAGUUCGCUCGCUCGACUGGGUCCAAACCAAACGGUCGAAAGCUAUCCAAUUGCUUGCGGCCACAACGAAUAACCAAUUAGAAGUCUACAACAUCCCUACGAAGGACAAGGCGAAGAAGACCAAGAGCGACGAACUUCCAGAUUAUUCGCGAACUCUCUCGGUAGAAAUGCCUGGUCAUCGAGCAGACAUCAGAGCCGUAGCAUUAAGCUCAGACGAUCGAAUGCUAGCAUCCGCUUCAAAUGGUGGCUUAAAGAUAUGGAACGUUAGGACAAGGAGUUGUAUUCGGACUUUCGAAUGCGGAUAUGCUCUAUGCGUUGCUUUCCUACCUGGCGACAAGAUUGUGGUAGUCGGCACCAAAUCUGGAGAAUUGGAGCUUUUCGAUGUGGCCUCUGCUGCCAUGCUCGAUAGUGUGAAGGGACAUGAAGGUGCUGCUUGGACUCUUCAGGUACAUCCUGAUGGAAGGUCACUUGUAUCGGGGAGUGCAGACAAGACGGCCAAAUUUUGGAACUUUGAAAUCGUGCAAGAGGAAAUUCCCGGAACGAAAAGAACCACGCCGCGAUUAAAACUCGUCCAUACAAGAACUCUCAAGGUUUCCGACGAUAUUCUCAGCUUGCGCUUCUCUCCCGAUUCGAAAAUGCUUGCAGUUGCCCUACUAGAUAAUACAGUCAAGGUAUUCUUUGUGGAUUCGCUGAAGCUUUUCUUGAACCUGUACGGGCACAAACUACCUGUUUUGAGCAUGGAUAUAUCUUUUGACAGCAAGUUGAUAGUCACCUGUUCUGCUGACAAAAAUGUACGUCUUUGGGGUCUGGAUUUUGGAGACUGCCAUAAAGCAUUCUUUGCCCACCAAGAUAGUAUUUUGCAGGUCGCCUUUGUACCUCACAAUCAAGAUGGGAAUGGACAUCACUUUUUCAGCAGUAGCAAAGAUCGAAUGAUCAAGUACUGGGACGGCGAUAAAUUCGAGCAAAUCCAGCGUCUCAGUGGCCAUCAUGGGGAAAUCUGGGCUCUCGCAGUCAGUAGGACCGGCGAUUUUCUGGUUAGUGCGAGUCAUGAUAAGAGCAUACGAGUUUGGGAACAGACAGACGAGCAGAUCUUUUUGGAAGAGGAGAGGGAGAAAGAACUCGAGGAGUUGUAUGAAAGUACUUUGACUACAUCACUCGACAAGGAGCAAGAUAAAGACGACGAGACCGCGGAGGUUGGCACGGCAGGAAAACAAACCGUCGAAACCCUGAUGGCUGGGGAAAAGAUAGUAGAAGCGUUAGAAAUUGGUAUGGCUGAUUUGCAGGUCAUGGAAGAGUGGGAAGCAGCAAAGGUAGCACAGCCAAACGUUGCACCUCCAUCUCGGAAUCUACUAUUCAUGGCUUUGGGGGGAAUCAGCGCCGAGGUUCAUGUUUUGACGGUCUUGCAAAGAGUCAAGGCUGCAGCUCUCCAGGAUGCUCUGCUGGUGCUUCCCUUUGCAACCGUCCCGCCACUUUUCACGUUUCUCAACAUCUUCGCAACAAGGUCGAUGAACAUACCGUUAACCUGUCGGAUCUUGUUUUUUAUGUUAAAGACCCACCAUCGACAGAUCGUGGCUAGCAAGAACUUGAAAUCGCUCCUAGAUGGGAUUAGAAGCAAUUUGCGGCAAGCGCUGAAGAGGCAGAAGGAUGAGAUUGGCUUCAACCUGGCGGCUUUGAGGGUCAUUGGUGCUCAGAUAAAAGAAAAAGGGGUAAAGGACUAUGUCGAUGAAGAUACCUGGCAGACAACGGACAAUGCAGAGGGGCAGAAAAAGCGGGGCUUCGUUCAAGUAUCAUAG